Molecule: messenger RNA, 880 nt
Organism: Lathyrus oleraceus (garden pea)
Lineage: Eukaryota; Viridiplantae; Streptophyta; Magnoliopsida; Fabales; Fabaceae
Product: glutathione transferase GST 23
Exons: 2
Coding region: 77-751 (224 amino acids)
Biological process (GO): glutathione metabolic process
Cellular component (GO): cytoplasm
Molecular function (GO): glutathione transferase activity
Source: RefSeq, a predicted model, not a curated record
ACACAUAAGCACUUUAUAACAGUGGCACAUAUUAUAUAUAGAAAAAACACGAGAAACGAAAUUCUAAACCAAGACAAUGGAAAACAAAGAUGUGAAGUUGGUUUGCUUUUGGGCGAGUCCAUAUUCUAAAAGGGUCGAAUGGGCUCUAAAACUCAAAGGUGUUGAUUAUGAGUAUAUAGAAGAAGAUAUCUUCAACAAAAGCAAUCUCCUAUUGGAAUUGAACCCGGUUCAUAAGAAAAUUCCGGUUCUUGUUCAUGGCCAGAAACCAAUAGCAGAGUCACUUAUUAUCCUUGAAUACAUUGAUGAAACAUGGAAACAAUAUCCAUUGUUGUCUCCCCAUCCUUAUCAAAGAGCCCUUGCUCGGUUUUGGGCUGAUUUUUCUGAACAAAAGCUUUUGUAUACAGCAUGGGUUGCAAUGUGUAGCAGUGGGGAAGGUAAGGAAAAGUCUGUGAAGCAAGCCAGAGAAGCAAUAGAGAAGAUAGAAGAGGAGAUUAAAGGGAAGAAAUUCUUUGGAGGGGACAAUAUUAGUUACCUUGAUCUUGCUCUUGGAUGGAUUUCUUACUGGCUCCCUGUUUUUGAGGAAGUUGGGUCUAUGCAGAUAAUAGAGCCAUUGAAAUGUCCAGCCAUCACUGCAUGGAUACCCAAUUUUCUAAGCCAUCCUGUGAUUAAGGAUAACUUGCCUCAAAGAGACAACAUGCUUGUUUACUUCCACUCUCGUAGAAAGGCACUGUCUGGGGCAUUUCAUGGUUAGUUCAGGGUUUGGAAAUAUGAUUUACACAUAUAUUUGUAUUAUGACUUAGCUCUAGAUAUAGAGCCAUGAAUAAAAUUUGGUAGCUCUAAAUAUAGAGCAAUGAAUAAAAUUUGGUAGAUUCUUAUGUUA